This is a messenger RNA of Ilex paraguariensis (yerba mate), 2521 nucleotides long. The record is from the annotation of a GenBank genome assembly. Lineage: Eukaryota; Viridiplantae; Streptophyta; Magnoliopsida; Aquifoliales; Aquifoliaceae.
ACGAUUAUUGUAUGGUAAAGGUGCUCUGCAUUUACUCGUUUGAACAAGUGGGUAGGGGGAUUUUUCAUAGACACCAAUUGGAAUUUUUGGACCUACCCGAGUUCAGACAAAAAUGCUUCUCAUAUAACCACUAGUGCUCGACUCUUCUUAUCCUUGUACAUUCUAACAACCAUGUCAAUUUCCUUUUAGCAGUAUCUCAGUUCUCAUCAGCCCUGCAACAUCAUCAAGUAAACUCGUAAAGUCUCUUCUUUUAAUCAAUUUUCCUUCACUCAUGGGUUCAUACAAUUUCUUCAUUCAAUCAAUUUGUCCAUCCAUUUUUAUUGUAUUCUUAUUAGGAUAUCCAGAUUUGAUCGAAUCAGCUGCCAAGAAGGGCAUCAAUACUGGACCUGUAAUCGACGUCACCAAACAUCUAUCUUUUCUUGAUUUCAGCUCCAACACCACCCCCCGAGUCAAUAACGAUGUUAAGCUACUAGGCAGUGCCAUUAUCUCAGAAGAAAAUGGCUGUGUCCAGAUACCCAAUCACUCACCGACGAUUGAUCUCAGACAUCUAGCAGGACGAGCAAUUUAUUCAUCUCCAAUACGCCUUUUUGAUCCACUCACUGAAACUCCAGCUUCCUUCGAAACAACUUUUUCUUUUCAAUUCGAAACUACCUCGACAGAGUCUUCUUUGAAUAACAGGUCAUCGGAUUUUGGUGGUGGAGGUGACGGUGGCCACGGCCUUACCUUUAUUCUCGUUCCCGACGAAUUCACCGUCGGACGGCCGGGUCCAUGGCUGGGGAUGCUCAACGACGCUUGUGACGAAGACUAUAAAGCCGUUGGAGUUGAGUUUGACUCCUACCAUAACCCAGAAUUUGGAGACCCAAACGACAACCACGUGGGUAUCAAUCUAGGCAGUAUAGUUUCAACCACUACCAUCAACGCCUCAGACGUUGGAAUUCAUCUCAAGGACGGCUCAAUCCACAGAGCUUGGAUUACAUACGAUGGUCUUCGCCGAUAUAUCGACGUCAGACUCGGGUCUGACGGCAAAGACUCCACCUCCAAACUAGUCUUCUCUGGUCCUCUUGAUAUCGCACCUUUCUUGAACGAGUACAUGUUCGUCGGCUUCUCUGCUUCCACCGGAAAUCACACACAGGUACAUAACGUGUUUUCAUGGAAUUUCACGUCGAUGAGUCGAGCUUCUCUUCGCAUCCCUUCCACAGAAACCUGCGAGAGCAAGAUCAUCGUCCAUGGCGAUGAACAUGGUGAAAGCUCUAUCAAAAAAGCACCAAGCAGCUUCUUGAUAUUCCUAGCCGUAGUAGUACUUCUCCUAGCUGUCUUGCUUAAUCUUUACCUCAACCGCAAGCGAAGAGAGAGGAAACCAGAAGAUUUUGUACUUCCGGAGAAAAAGCAACGGCCGAGACCACCCAAUAAGCCUCGCCGAUUCACCAUAGCCGAAAUUUUCACAGCAACUCGGUCGUUUAGCGAGUUACAGAAACUGGGUAGUGACACCAGAGGCGUUACAUAUAAAGCCAACAUGUUGAAUGGCUGCAACGUGGCCAUGAAGCGGUUCUCAACUCAGUUUUUCAAUUCCCAUGGAUUGGAUAGGAGAAGAGUGGCCAAGGAAAUUAAAGCAAUCAGUCGAAUUCGUCAUCCCAAUUUGGUUCCGAUUAGAGGAUGGUGCUUUGAUCAUCGAGAAACCAUAGUUGUGUACGAUUAUCUUCCAAACAGUGGUCUCGACAAAUGGGUCUUCGGCGUUGGUGUUUUGCCUUGGACUCGACGAUUCAAAGUUGCUAAAGACGUAGCUGAAGCGCUGAGUUACCUCCACUCGAAACAACUCGCUCACAAGAACAUGAAAACCAGUAGCGUUUUUCUUGACGUUAGCUUCAGAGCUGUUCUUGGCGACUUUGGAUUUGUGCUGGGCUCGUCCGACUCAACACGGUUUGAGUCGGCUGUGAGUCAGACGGCGGACGUUUUUGAUUUUGGGGUUUUUGUAUUGGAGCUUGUUGCCGGAAGAGAGAGGAGGUGUGACAUUGAUGGUGUUAGAUCGGACUUGCUGGACUUGGCAUGGGCUAUGCAUGAGAGAGAGGAGAAGGUGAAGGUGGUGGAUAGGAGGAUGGGUUCGUUGGUGAACUCGGAGCAAGCUGUUCGAAUUCUUGAAAUUGGGCUGCUUUGCACCUUGAAUGAGAACAAAGGGAGGCCAACCAUGGAGGAGGUGGUGGAGUUUCUGAGUUUGGAGAAACUAGUUCCUGAGUUGCCACCGAGUCGACCCAUUGCUUUGUUCCCUUACAGCAGCACCACAGGUCUAUGCAGUGGGUACUCUUGCGCCCCUUUCAAGUGAAGCCAAAUCCUGCUUCUGAGAAAAUUUUAUUUUUUGUACUGUGUAAUAAUUAUGAUAAAUUAAAUGUAAGGUUACGAUUCAGUCUUAUAAAAUUACGAUAGAAUAGCAUAGUAAGAGAAUUUUUUUUUUUGAUUUGACGAUUAUAGGUGUUUGGAUUAGUUUAUACAUAUCUUAACUAAUUUCCUCCUAAAUCUGGUCAAAAGU